AUGUCGACUCAAGCACAUACCCCCUUACCCCAGGUUGGGAAGCUUGUGAGCGUGGUCCCGGUCGGCCUUAAAGAAGCUGCCCUCGACUCGCCCACCUUCCGUGCCACCACCCUCCAUUUUUGCGAUCAGGUCGAAUUCAUAGAGAAAUGGCUGGAUGGAUAUGCAAAAGCUGCGACAAAGCUGUCUUCCGAGCUGACGGCUCUGGAGAGUGUGGUGAGCAGCUUUCUGUCCUACUCAACCAGCCCCCUCAGUGUCUCUGAAGCGGUUGUCGAUCAUGAUUACACACUAUUGGCUAUGAAGAGGACUGGAGAGGGAACUAGAGAUCUCUGGAGCGGAUUGGUGUCAUCGACCAAAAAGAUGGAGGGGCUGAUUGCUGAACCGAUCCGCGAGUUCAUCCAUGAGGAUCUGCGGCAAUUUAAGGAAAUUCGUCGCAAUCUCGAACAAACCCAGAAACAGUACGACUACCUACAAGCCAAAUAUGCCUCCCAGUCCAAGUCGAAAGAAGCCUCGGCUUUGAGAGAGGAAGCAUUUCAGCUUCAUGAAGCCCACAAGGCCUACCUCAGAGCAUCCAUGGACUUUGCCGUACAGUCUCCCCAGAUGCGAAAUGCGCUAGAUCGCCUUUUGGUUAAGGUCUCUUUCGACCAAUGGCGGGAAAUUCGGGGAUUCCACAACCAAAACAGCAGCACAUUCUCCAAAUGGUCUCAUGAGAUGGAUCGCAUUAAGGGCUGGCUUCACGAGAUGGAAGGAAGCGAAAGAUCAUCCAAAAAAGAGCUGCUCUCUACACGGAAGUACCUUCAAGACGCUGCUGAGGCUGCAGCUCGCCCGUCUCGUGAACUGGAGGACUAUAAUAUAUCAACUGUUCCGUACCUUGGCUCUCGUCCUCUUUCGUCACUCAAUGUGAAAGAGAUGAGACCAGAGAAACAAGGAUGGCUGUACUUGCGUACUCUGUCAGGAAAGCCUACUCGGACCGUCUGGGUCAAGCGGUGGGCUUUCCUGAAGAACGGCAUUUUUGGUUGUCUGGUGCAAGGUGCUCGAACCGGUGGUGUUGAAGAAAGUGAAAGGAUUGGUGUGCUACUAUGUAGUAUUCGUCCUGCUUUCCAAGAAGAACGUCGGUUCUGUUUCCAAGUUAAGACCAAGAACAACACAAUCUUGCUGCAGGCAGACAACCAAAGAGAGCUAAUAGAGUGGAUUGGCGCUUUCGAAGCCGCCAAACAGAAAGCAUUGGAAAAUCCCGCUAGCACCGAUCUCUCAGUUUCUGGGAAGGUCACUGUCCAGGACCCUGCCUUUUCCAUUUCUCAACCUCCGGCUCCCGAAUUCACCGCAGACACCGCCGAUUCUCUCACACCCAACACCCACGAUGAGGCUGCAGGUGGGGAGCGAAGCUCCACACUUCCUGUCCCGGACCGUGAUGGCCAUGCAUUCAGAAAUAGCACUGAUAUUGGAAGCAGAAGGCCCACUGGAUUGGAACCCGAAAGUUCUGCCAGAGAGCACACUUCCAGACUCAUCCAAAAGUUGGAUCUUCAUCGAAAAUCAACCAACAUUGCCCCGACACCUUCUUCCCACCUUGGCCCCGUUGGUGGAAUUGCCAGUCUCAUCUCUGCCAGUCACAAUAUUCUCCCCUACAGCACAACUGUUUCAUUCAAUGGGAAUGACGAUGCCAACAGAGGCCGCAGUUUGAGCAAUGUGGAAGGACCUGGCGAGAGCCUUGCACCCACCACUCUUGCCAAUCCUCCAGCUCCUACCAGUAUGAGUAAGGCUGCUGUGGUCGUGAGCAAUGAAAGAGGAAUUGGAGUUGGUCUAUCUGACAGCACCGGUGGAAUGCCUAGUGGUAUGAUGGCGAACCUGUGGGGUAGCUCCAAUUGGAGCUUUGUGAAUAAGUUCCAAAUGGAACAGCGUGCACACGAUGAUGCCCACGAAGGGCGACCAUCUUCCACAAUCAGCGACGGCUCAGUGCGUACUGUUGCUGCACAGCCUGAUCAACCGGGCGAUACAGCAAACAAGUCGACAUCCGUACCCCGUCACAGACAGACCGUAAGUCUUGAUGGCGAGGAAACCAAACAGCUUCAGCGAGCAGUACUGGGCACCGAGCACGAGUAUCCUAGCUAUUAUCCUCCCCGAUUAAGGAUUCAAGAUGCUCAAUUCCGGUUGCUAUUCCCUGAUGUCAAGAGAGAAGAAGCUUUGGUGUUGGUCUUCAGGGCCACCUGGAGUCCAAACGACCAGCAAGAGUUCCCCGGACGAGCAUAUGUCACAACCCGAAAUAUUUACUUCUACAGCCAUCACUUUGGAUUGGUGUUGACGACCGGAGUUUCUCUGGAGAGCAUCAAAGAAGUUACAGCGGCAUCUGGACGAGACUGUGACUUCCUUUUCCUUCAUAUUAUCCCUGCAGUCGGUAGUGACACCCCUGGUCGGGUCACCAUCAAAACCUUCCUUGAACCUCUUAGACUUCUACAGAAACGUCUGAACUUCUUGAUCCAAGGAUCUAUUGCCGUCGAGCAAUUGUCUUUGGAGGAAUUAAUCAAAGCCCUGAUCAAGAUGGACACGGGCUCUCCGACCCGGUCAUCUAGCGCAGAUAGCUGGGAGGAUCUAUCGUCCGGACUUGCUGACAUCAAAUCAGAUGGAGGCAAACGUGCUGCCACGGGCCCUGUAAGAGAUAUCCGAGCCCCCAUCUACGUCGAAAAAGAUCUAGAGCUGGACGGAAGCAGGGGCCGGAGGGAUAUCGCCAAGUUCAGGCUUCCAACCCAGCCUGUGGAGUAUGUCCCGCAAGGUGACCUGGUUCUGGUGACUGAAAAGGUCCUUGAAAUCAGUCCAAAAGCCCUGUUCCAUAUUCUAUUUGGCGACAAGAGCGCUGUGUGGCAGCUAUUGCUCCACGAGAGACAAGCCCGAGAAAUUAAACAAGGUCCCUGGACGAGUACAGAGUCCAACCACCUGCGCCGUGACUUCCACUACAACAUUGGCGAGACGGAUGUCCUUGGCAAUACCCAUGAUAAUGCCAUUUCGGACUAUCAGAUCAUUGACGUCCUCAACGAGCAUCUAUGCUAUGUGAUCACAGACAAGAAAACGCCAUGGCAUCUUCCCUUCAGGCGAUCGUUCAGGUUGGUCAGUAAGGUUGUCAUUACAUUCCAGGGCAAGUCGAAGAGCAAGCUUGCUAUUUACACCAAGGUUGAGUGGCUUUGGUCACCUUACGGCCUCAAAAAUGUGAUCGAUAAGAAGGCCAGUAGCGAUCUGGAACAAGACGCCUUGGAUCUCGUGGAUCUGGUUAGUGACCAAGUCCGCCGGCUUGGUGCACACAGUCGGACCAAAAAGGCCAUCACAAUCUUCGGCCAUGUUGGACGCCAGAGCAAUAUUUCCCACUUCAACGGUGCUGGUGUCACCUUGAAGUUGGAACCUCGCAAACCCCGAGUCCAACGAAGCAUGCACGAGCUCCUAUUUGAAACAUCCGUCUCUUUCAUGGAAACCACCAUCUCCUUCCUGAUGAUGUGGGCCUUCGGUGUCGUUCGCUGGUCCUGGAAGACUGUGAGUGCACACAAGAUUAUCUUGGUUCUUUUAGCCAUAAGUGCAGUCAUGAACGGAUACCACUCCUCUCGAGAUGGCUGGGACUGGUGGCACGAAAGACACGCAGGGAAGUUCAUGGCCCGGCUUGGUGUUCAACCAAACCUCGUCAUGAGCAAGGCUAUCUACAUGCGGGAUAUCGACGACGCAGUCGCGAACACCACAAUCUGGCCCACUAGUGGCAACGCCAGUGACUGCUAUGCCACCUUCCAUGACCAGACAAUGCGGUAUGCAGAGAUGCCUUUGUCACUCAGCACAUCAGGACCCCGGGACGCCUUGACCAGGAGCGCAAUUAAACGUUUCCAGCAAACCCGCGAGCGCCUCGGAAUGUACCGUCACAACCUCCUCGUCGCCCUCCGAGUUAUUAACAGCAUCGAGAAAGAAGUCAUUCAGACCGAGUGGGAGCGCUGGCUCCGCGAAGAGACCCGCCGUUGUCGCCAGGUUGAGGUGCUCCUUGGCGGCGAGUCUACCCAAGGCGAAGGCUCGCAGGCCCGACUGGCUCAAGCCGAGCGUGUCUUCGCCGACAAUGCAGAAAACGUGAAGCAGUGGUAUGAGGAGUAUUGCCCGAGUUGUCGAUUGGAGCAAGAAAAAGUUACCGCCAAUGGCCGUGGUGAUCUAAUCCCUUGA
Penicillium antarcticum is the source of this 4176-nucleotide messenger RNA. RefSeq lists its product as uncharacterized. Gene Ontology annotation, molecular function: protein binding. Lineage: Eukaryota; Fungi; Ascomycota; Eurotiomycetes; Eurotiales; Aspergillaceae. The record is from RefSeq and is a predicted model, not a curated record. The transcript has 6 exons. Bases 1 to 4176 code for a protein of 1391 amino acids. Gene Ontology annotation, cellular component: cytoplasm; plasma membrane; endoplasmic reticulum.